Thunnus maccoyii (southern bluefin tuna) is the source of this 5328-nucleotide messenger RNA. RefSeq names its product FA complementation group I (gene fanci). Gene Ontology annotation, biological process: DNA repair. Bases 326 to 4360 code for a protein of 1344 amino acids. Gene Ontology annotation, molecular function: DNA polymerase binding. The transcript has 36 exons. The record is from RefSeq and is a predicted model, not a curated record. NCBI's taxonomy places the organism in Eukaryota, Metazoa, Chordata, Actinopteri, Scombriformes, Scombridae.
CAGGAAGUAUUCACUGGCGGGAAAUUUGCUAAAUAUUAUGAAAGCGUUCCCAAAGAUACCAGAGGCUUGACUUUCCUUCUCAAGGACUACUUCACUGAAUUAGCGUUAAAUUAAGUUAUAUGUGUAACAUUUAGGUUAGCUAGACGACCGACAAACAGAUGUAAAGCCUUUAUUCGUGCGUCAAAUGUAACAUUUAGCUACAGUAACGGCUAUCAAGCUUGCGGACAAUAAACGGGGAUUUCUUGCUGUCUGUUACGUAGCUAAUUGAAGAUUAACAGUAAUUUACCAUCAAGCUGUGUCUGUAAACUAUAUUUGUAGGUUUAUCAUGAAGGCUGAAAUGGAUAAAAUCGUCUCACUGUCAGAUGGAGACAGAACUGCCGAACUUCAAAAAUACCUGUCCUCCCUUACAGAUGACCAGCUAAUCACUGUCAUUACCAAUAGCGCACUAAAGGGUAAGAAGAUCGGUACCAUGAUUAAAGGCAUAUUUAAAGGCUCUCCACCCAGUUCCUCUGAGGGGUCAAACCGCAGACUCCUGCUUUAUCAACACUGCAUCCCCCUGUGUGAGUCUGGUGACCUCCAGACUGAGGUGGCAGCUGAUAUCAUUGGACUGUUGAUGCUUGAGACUCACACAUUGUCUGGAGCCUCUCUUGCACAACUGGCAUCUCUUUUUGUUGACGCCAUUAAGGUGGGAAAAAUGGGCAGUGGGAAAUCCUUGGAGCUAUUUCCUACUGUGCUUACUGCUCUGGCAGCCUGUGAAGCCUUGUCAUAUGGCAAAGGUGAACUCAGUGGUGAGGAAUACAAGAAACAGCUAAUCAACAGCCUCUGUGCAAGCAGAUGGGACCCACAAUGUGUUAUCCACCUGACGACCAUGUUCAGGGACGUGCCCCUGUCACCAGAGGAGCUGCAGUUCCUGGUGGAGAAAGUACUGCGGAUGUUCAGCAAACUAGAUCUGCAAGAGAUCCCGCCUCUAGUUUACCAGCUGCUGUUGUUAUCAGCAAAGGGUUGUAAGAAACAGGUCUUGGACGGAAUCAUCAGUUAUUUUAAGGAGCAAGACCUUCGCCAGGAAGAGGAGCAGAAACAUGGAGAGAGCCUGGAUCUAGAGGUUCAGUCCAUUCCACAGGACCAGCUAAGGCAUGUGGAGGGCACUGCUAUCCUCCACAUAGUCUUUGCUAUAAGACUCGACCAUGAACUCGGGAGAGAAUUCCUUAAAAGCUUUAAGACAUCUUAUGGGGACCUAUGCCCUUUCAGCGUUGCCCUGUUGCUCUCGGUGGCACGUAUCCAGCGUUACGAGGAGCAGGUUUUCGAGGUUUUGAAGGGAGCAAUCAUCAAGAGCUUCAAGGACGAGCAGCUGCAGCAGGGGUCAAAGUUCCUGCAGGACCUCCUGCCUGGGCACUGUAGCGUCGCUCAGAUGAUACUAGACACAGUGAAGAACAGUGUGUUUGGUUGGGACCAUGUGACUCAGGGGCUGGUGCAGCUGGGCUUCUUCCUCAUGGACACAUUUGGACCCAAACCUGGACCAUUUGGCAAGACCACAGAAGGGUCCACUACUGUAGCCAGGACCCCCACUCAGCUGGCAUGUAAGCUUGGAAGUCGGGUGCUCUUGCAGGGCUUCAAGAUGCACGAGCCCAUCCGAGGCGAGAUAUUGGAGCAAGUUCUGAAUCGACUGGUCACAAAGACAGCCUCACCUGUCAGUCAUUACUUAGACCUUUUCUCUGACAUUGUGGUCUCUGCUCCCAUGAUCCUCCUGGAGUCGUCCUCAAAGGUGACAGAGACAUUUGACCACCUGUCAUACCUGCCCUUGGCAACUGUUCAGGGCCUACUAAAAGCUGUGCAGCCUCUGCUCAAGGUCAGCAUGUCCUUGAAAGAUGCCUUGAUUCUAGUUCUCCGCAAGGCCAUGUUUUCCAGCCAACUGGAUGGAAGGAAAUCUGCAGUGACUGGCUUCUUGUUGCUGCUGAAGAACUUCAAAGUGUUGGGCAGCUUGGCCUCAAGCCAGUGUAGCCAGGCAGUCUCCUCCAGCCAGGUCCAAGUAGACGUUCAUUCUCGUUACAACUCUGCUGCCAAUGAAGCGUUCUGUCUGGAGAUCCUCAGCAGCCUGCGUCGCUGCCUGGGCCAGCAGGCUGAUGUUCGCCUUAUGCUCUAUGAGGGUUUCUAUGAUGUUCUCCGUCGUAACUCCCAACUUGCAAGCUCCAUCAUGCAGACCCUUUUCUCACAGCUAAGGAGAUACUACGAACCUGAACAAGACCUCCUGCCCCCCGUCAAACUGGAACCAUGCAUCACUGCUCAUGGAGAGCAAGUCUACCUCCAGGAGCCACUGGGCCAUCUGGUGAGCUGUACUGUCCACUGCCUGCUGUGGCUUCAAAACGUGCACCGAUCAGCAAACCUCAACGCUGGUGACAGCGAUGACGAUGAGGAGGAGGAGGAGGGAUACCAGUCUGAACUCCAGACAAUCCUAGAGAGCAUGACAAGACGCAUGAUCAAGAGUGAACUUGAGGACUUUGAACUGGACAAGUCAGCAGAGUUCUCCAUGGGAUCCAGUGUUGGGGUGAAGAAUAAUAUCUAUGCUGUGCUGGUGAUGGGAGUGUAUGAGGUCCUUAUGGAGUACAACUAUAUUAAAGCCAAUUACAGUAAAAGCCACUUUGAGGAGCUCAUUGAGUUGUUCAAUCGCUACCACAAGCUGUCUGAGAUCCUGAAGGAGAAAUCUGGAAAGGGUCGAGUGCCCUCGAACAAGACCCCUCGCAGUUUACUCUCUGUGGGCUUCGUAUCAACUCUCCUCACUGUGCUCUUCAGAGACAGCACUCAGAGCAGAGAGGAGGCUCUUUCAGUGCUGCGCUCAAAUGGAGAAUUUGUGCGUUAUUCAGUAAAUGUGGCUGUGCAGAAGAUCCAGCAGCUGGAGGAAACUGGACACACAGACGGCCCAGAUGGACAGAACGCAGACAAGACUUUCAGCUUCCUCUGUGACAUGACAAGUGUGCUGAUGUGGCGCUACACCAACAUCCCCAGCGUGGUGGAGGACGGAGGGAAGAAGGAGAAGCGGUGCAGUCUGUCCUUGCUCUGUCUGGAAGGUCUGCUCAGGAUCUUCACAACCUGCCAGCAGCGUUACCCAGACAAGAUGGCCCAGCUCCUCUCUACCAUGGAAAUCUCCGAGGACGAUGCCGAGCCAGACGACGGCAACGUCACAGAGAUCAACUUCUUUUACAUCAGACAGUUUCAGAGGGCGCUGUUCACUCAGAUAAGUAGAGGAGAGGAGGAAUUUAACAGCAAAGAGGCUCAGCUGUUGGUCAGCAUUUUGAGCGUACUCUCACGCCAGCUAAAGCCCUCCUCCCAACAGUUUGUUCAGAUGAUCACAUGGACUCUGAAAAUCUGCAAGGAGACCAGUUUUGAGGAUUCUGCUUUCUCCAAGGGGCUGCUCUCACUUCUCUUCAGCCUGCAUGUUCUCUAUAAGAGCCCUGUGAGCCUGUUGCUGGAUCUCUGCCGAGACAUCCACAGCCAACUGGGAGAUAUUGAUCAAGAUGUGGAGGUAGAAAAUCAGUCUCACUUUGCCAUUGUCAACAUGAAGACUGCAACAACAGCAACACUGCUGGUCCUGUCUCAGGUUGACAAGGUGCUUGAUGAAGUGGACUGGCUGAUUGCCAGAAAGAAAAGCCAGACGGCCUCUGACAAAGCGGGCUCAGAAGAGGCCACACAGACUGCAGGUCAGCAGGAUCCAGUGGAGAAAGCGGUGACACUGCAGCUUGGGACCCUUUUGACAGCUUUAAAUGAGCUGGUCCAGACAGCCCUGCUGCCUGGCACCUGCACCAUUACACUGCUGAGAGAGCUGAGUCGCACAUACACCAUCCUCACCACCCUGGUCAAAUAUUACAUCCAGGUGUGCUCCAGCCAGCACUGUGCACUACCUGCACGCGUUGAGAAGCUGGUCAAACUGUCUGGCUCCCAUCUAACGCCGCAGUGCUACUCUUUCAUCACAUUCGCACAGAAUGGAGAAUUCGGUGGUGGAGAUGACAAGAAGAGAAAGAAAAGGGGUGAAGUGAACACUGCUGCCUCUGCAAAGCUUCUGCGUGAGACAAAGGCCAUUCCUAACUUGAUCUUCAGCAUUGAACAGUAUGAGAAAUACCUCAUCACACUCUCAAAGAAAUCAAAGGUAAAUCUGAUGCAGUACAUGAAGCUGAGCACCUCAAGAGAUUUCCGCAUCAACGCUGCUACUCUGGACGCAGCCCUGCAGGAGCAGGACGACAGUCAGGAGGUAAGUACCAUCUUAAACCUGGCAGCUUUCCAAAGGACAGAUGAUACUGUCUUUACCUUACACACAUUCACAUCAGUCAAUAAAGCUGAUCUUCAAUAUCCAGACUGUGGUAACUGUUGAAAUGUUUCCCCCCUUGAGGUGCAUGCAGCUUAAAGAUUAAUCCUUAAUUUGGUUUUAGUUGUAGAACAUUUUAGAAUGCACUGUCAGUAUUUUGAAUAAUCUCUGUUUCAGUAGGUUUUUUCAGUGUCUGUUUCUUCUUCUAAUCCUUUCAGACCACAGAGUUACAGGACGCAGAGGAGACACAAGAACCCAAACAGAAGAAGAGAAAACAAUGAAUCGACACUCGCUCCUCUUGUUGUUACGCACAUCUCCAGAUUCCUCACUGAUCUUCAACUUGACCAGCUGUUGAUGAGCCUCCUGGCCGCUGUGUAUCUGCACUGUUGUUCUGGGUAACAGUAGUUUGGCCCACAAAGUGCUAUUUUGCUUUGCUCAGAGAGCCUUUAGUGACGUCAAUGAUUUGGUAGAUGUCCAAGGCCUCACCUGUGGAAAGUUUGCACACAUUACUUAACAGUCUGUUUGUGCUCUGUAGUUUACUUUGUUCACAAGGAACACUGUGUAUAUUCUGUACAUGGUACAUAUUUCUAACACAGUAAAUGUAAAUUAUAGCUGUUCUUUAUGGCUGACAUUAAAACAGUAAUUUCUAUUUUACACUGUGAUGAUUUGUCAAGGAGCAACUGAAAGUAAUCUGACUUUCUGCAAGUUCAUAAUUAGAACUGGCUCUGCCUGCUGUUUUAGGACUCACUUAUGUUAUGGUUAGCACAACUGUAACAACAUAGUACUUGAGAUGGCCCUACCUUGCCAGUCAGUACUACACUAACAGAAUAAGUUGAUCUAUGGUUUCCCAUCACAUGAAUAAAUCCUGAAGAGACUUUCAGCCUACUUUUGUCAUAGGAAGUGCUGUUUUAAAAACAUAUUUUCUUUCUUAUUCAGUUUAUUCAGUCUCUUUUAUAGUGACUGUUUUGUUGAAUUGAUAUGUUAUAUUUGAUUUUGGACUGAGAUAUGGAGAUAAACUUCAGAUUUUGACUUAU